Messenger RNA from Staurois parvus, 312 nucleotides. Lineage: Eukaryota; Metazoa; Chordata; Amphibia; Anura; Ranidae. The record is from the annotation of a GenBank genome assembly.
UUACAAACGGCCUCCCCGCACCCUGCUUGUGCGCGCUCCCUGGGAGCGCGCAGCACUGCGAUCCGGUUGCCGCUGUGUCCUCUGGACACAGUGAAACACCGAUCGUCGGAUGGGACCUCUGUACGAGGUCCCGAUCAUGUGAUCACUGAUUGGCCAAUCAGUGAUCACAUGCAAAGCAGUAAGCAAGAUGUCACUUGUGACAUCAUUGCUUACUACGUGUGAAAUCUGUGAAUGAUCACAGAGGUCACAUGGUACAAGGCUAUUCACAACAGCCUUGUACCAUGUGACAAGCUGUGACCAAUCACAGCUCAC